AUGUCUUACAAGUGCAUGAUUUCUUAUGACGAAGGCCCUACUAAAAAUAUUAAUCGUGUCAUUGAAAAAGGUGUCUCUCUUAAUAUUCCUUUAGUAUUUUAUCUCGAUCCAUUCAAUCCUCUUUUUGAUAAACAAGUAGUAGAAGAAAUUAUUGAAAAUGGUUAUGAAGUCGGUAUGUCUAUAAUAGAGGAAGUAACAGAUGAAACAAUAACUAUGGUCUUAGAAAAGUAUGAAAAGGAGUUUAUAAAAAGAACGGGACAUAAAGCUGUUCUUUUAAGACUUCCUGCUGUUGGGUGCAUUACGCAUAAAACAAUUAAUAUUCCUGAAAGUUUAGGAUAUCUUAUUGAUAUACCGAAUAUAGACAGUGAAGAUGACCAAAAAUCAAAUAUAUAUCCAUUUUUAUGUCAGGCACUAGCAGCUGAAAACAGAAAAGGUGUAUCAAUUGUUUUUAGGGAACGAUACGAAAAAAGUAUUGACAUUUUACAAUAUGUAGCGAAUGCAAUGAACCAAAAAGGAUAUAAAAUCGUGCCUGCAUGUGUGUAUUUAGGGAAAAGCACUUCACUAAUAAAAGUGAACGAUGAAAUAAAAGAGCAGGAAAAUAAAACGAAAACAGUAACAGUGACAAAAUUUGAAGUAUUACGCUGUUCAUCUCCUUAUAAAAUUAGAGUAUUUACUCUACAAAAUGACGAUGAAAUUAAAGAAAUAUUAGUGCCUUAUUCAACUUACAAUAAACUUUAUGUCAGAGACAUCCUUAGGAAGCAACCUGAAAAUGAUCAAGAACUGGAGAAUUUAUACGAAAAAAUAAUUAAAGAAUGUGGAAUUAUAACUGAGGAUGAUGAAAUAAAAGCAUGUCGAAAAAACGGAUGUAGAUCACGUGAUAUAGGAUUAUUGUGUUUACUGUAUUUUGUUUGUUUGUAA
This is a messenger RNA of Vairimorpha ceranae, 918 nucleotides long. Its product is annotated as polysaccharide deacetylase. The transcript has a single exon. The coding region runs from base 1 to 918 and encodes 305 amino acids. Gene Ontology annotation, biological process: carbohydrate metabolic process. The record is from RefSeq and is a predicted model, not a curated record. NCBI's taxonomy places the organism in Eukaryota, Fungi, Microsporidia, Nosematidae.